This is a messenger RNA of Coniophora puteana RWD-64-598 SS2, 1909 nucleotides long. RefSeq lists its product as uncharacterized. The record is from RefSeq and is a predicted model, not a curated record. Lineage: Eukaryota; Fungi; Basidiomycota; Agaricomycetes; Boletales; Coniophoraceae. The transcript is spliced from 6 exons. Bases 63 to 1490 code for a protein of 475 amino acids.
CGUCCCUACUCUCCCCAAACUCCUGCUCCAAGUUCCCCUGGUGCACCGCUGCAGUUGACGAUAUGGCUGUUCGUAUCCGACCCCGUGUUCGAGUGGACUCUGCAGCACCACCUUCGAGCUUCUACCUCACACCAACUAGGGAGUGUCCUGAGAGCCCUGCUUCGCAGUCGCCCAACCAUCACGUUUCCCAUUUUCGUUCUUUACUUCUUGAGAUGCAGGUGUUGAGUCCAUCUGUGAAGAUGGUGCCGCAGCCUGGAGCUGAGGGUCUGGUCUCGCGACCUGUUUUUCACGAUCACGAUCGCGUGGAGGGGAAAGUCCUACUAGACCCUUCUUGCUCGCAGAACGGGCGUCUCUCAAUUUCGAUCGAGGGUGCCUUCGAAUACCGCACCGUCCGGACUGAAGAAGACGAAGAUAGCCUCUCGCCCAAUCUUCCCAUCGACAUGCGCCGUCACGUCUUUCUCUCGUCUUCCGUUGUCAUUCCUAUGAGUGGGGCGAACGAGUCGCGCUCCAGUCUUAGAGAGGCUUUUACUGUUCGCCGAAAGGGCAGUUCGAGCAGUCUGCGGAGCAGUGGGAGUAACGGUCCUCGGACGUGCGAGUUUAAGUUCGAGAUCCCGCGGGGCUCGAGGCCUGGAGAGGAGAUGCCCCCAACUUUCCUGGUGACGUCCGAGGUUGAGACUAGCCGCAAAAGGCGCUUUGUGGAGAAAUCGGAAGUCGCCUACAAGCUUAUCGCUACUUGGGAGUCUACCGACGGCGAUGACUGGGCCAAACUCGAGGCUCCGAUUUCGUUCUGUCCAGAUUCUGAUUUCCAAUCUCUGGACGGUUCCGUGCUUGAACCCUCUUUGUGGAUCGAAAUGCCGUUGAAGGCGGAGCGAUUUAUUCCAUUCCAGUGCGCCAUUACCCUGCCCCACCCCCAUACAUUCUCUCGUUCAACUUCCAUUCCUUUCUACGUCGUGUACAAGACAUCGCGGAAUUGUCCUACCCUCACUUGCGAGAUCGCUUCGGACGCGACAAUCACUGUCGCUCUGAUUCGUCAGGUCACCAUUACGCCCCAACAACCCGAUCUCCCUCCCACUCCUCCGGAAACCCCACCUCCCAACUCCGAUGACACCCGAAAGUUGCUUAAGCGUUUUGGCACACCUACUAACAAGCCGGUCAAAAUGCGGACACGCUCACGCGACGAGCCCUUUGCUUCCGCUUCUGUUACAUACAAGCCCCUGCCCGGAAUCCCUAGCGAAUCAUACUCGGAUACGCGGACGCUUUUCACGCGAGUCUGCUUAGGCUUUCCGAAGCGUCCGCGCCGGCAAGAAGGCUCGGAGGGCCAGUGGCAACCCAAUCUACCGAAGGGUCUCCAUAAAGACAAGAUCCCAUUGUCGAGAAACAUGCUUCCCAGCGUCGACUGGCCGGGUGUCAGCGUGAAAUAUUAUCUGGACGUAUCUGUUCUCGUUGGCCCGGACGAAGUCAGGGCACGCGUCCCGAUUCGUGUGCUGUAAUUGUCCUCUGCAUUGAAGUCAUCCCUUCAAUUCUUCAUAUCACUAUUAUCGGUGUUAACUUGUGGCAUUUUGCUAUUUAAGUUCGUACAUUCGUUUUAUAGGUCACUUAUUUGUUGUUUCUGUCUCACUACGCAUGCUUCAUCUCGGGUUACCCAGCAUCACAACACGUUGCGUUAUCGUACAUUCUUGCUACAUUGACGUUGAAGUUCAUACGGAUGUAUUACAGCGGUUUGCACAAAGAUGCGGAAAAGCCUCUGACGCGAAGUGGCCCCGCCGAGACAGCCGAGUGAGGACCCCGAGUAGUACCUGCCAAAUUCGGCCACGCGAGCACAGCAAUUCAGGCAGAACUCCGCAUCGUUCGCCCGCCUCAUGCCAGGGGUCCUGCACCGGCCCCAGUGUGCACUGCCAUCUCUCCACCC